CGUCUCCGCCCCGGUGCCGCCUCCUGGAGGCGGAGGGGUGCGCGGGUCGGCCGGGAAGGAGGCGUGGGUAUGGAGCCGGCGGCAGCCGCAUUACCCAGGGCCCGCGCCGCCGCUUAGGGCGUCCCGGGGGCUCCUUGGGGGCUCGCCCGGCUCCGGGGACCCGAGGAGCCCGGCGCUGCGCGGAUGGCCCUGCUCCCGCGGCCCGCGCUCACCCUCCUGCUGCUCCUGCUGGCCGCCGGGGUCAGAUGCCAGGAGCAGGCCCAGACCACCGACUGGAGGGCCACCCUGAAGACCAUCCGGAACGGCGUCCACAAGAUAGACACCUACCUGAACGCCGCCUUGGACCUCCUAGGAGGGGAGGACGGGCUCUGCCAGUAUAAGUGCAGUGACGGAUCUAAACCUUUCCCACGUUAUGGUUACAGACCCUCCCCGCCGAAUGGAUGUGGUUCUCCACUGUUUGGUGUUCAUCUUAACGUUGGUAUCCCUUCCCUGACGAAGUGCUGCAACCAACAUGACAGGUGCUAUGAGACCUGUGGCAAAAGCAAGAAUGACUGUGACGAGGAGUUCCAGUAUUGCCUCUCCAAGAUCUGCCGAAAUGUGCAGAAAACACUAGGACUAGCUCAGCAUGUUCAGGCCACUCUGCUAUAUCUCUCAUGUGAAACAACCGUGGAGCUCUUGUUUGACAGUGUCAUACAUUUAGGCUGUAAACCAUACCUGGACAGUCAGCGAGCUGCAUGUAGGUGCCGUUAUGAAGAAAAAACAGAUCUUUAAGGAAGAUACUGACAGCUGGUGACAGAUGAUGAUGGAAGAACAUAGUCUUUGCCCAAGAACAAAUGUUUUUAUAGCAUAAAAAUAUUUUAUGAAAAGAUUAGUUUAAGACCUUAUAAAAGUUUAUAUUUUAACAUUAAAACCUCGAAGUAAAACAUCGUGGAGGAGGUCAGAGGAGGCGCGCCUGCCUUCUCAGCCGCCCUCCUGGUGGUUGUGCCUUAGUGUGCCAAAUUGUCUUGACCAGUAUGUUUUAAGGGCAGAAUUUUUACAAAGAAGCAUUAUAUAACUUGAUUUUUGCAACCAAAUUUACCAAGAAAAAUGAGAUCAAAUAUAAAAUUCAUUAUAAAGGCUGUUCAACAUUAUUAUUUUUUUGGAACUACGGGAAAUUCUUCACUUAAUUACACAUAAUUUGUUGUUUUUCUAUAGUCCAUUGAGCCUAUAAAUAAGUCACACUUCUAUUAGGGCUAAUUAUAAGGACAAGGUUUCCAUGUCUGUUUUUCAGCUGAUCACCACUCAGGAAACAAACCCAGCAUAUGUAAUCUAAAUAUUAUGUAAUAUGCGUAGAAGGUGACGUGAAGAAGAUACAGAAACAUAGCUACUUCCGUUUUAUGGACCACUCAUAACACAAAGGUCUAAUUUGGAGUAAAGGUGGAUAUAAUGAAACAAAUGAAAAUUUAUUUAACAAACACAUUAGUGCGCUAUUUACUGUUAUCCUUUGAUGUUUAUUUCCUAGCACUUGUUCCUUGUGGUAGAUGCUGGGAUAUUUUUAAAAGACUGUAACCUUUUACUAAUUGUGGACUUAAUAAAAGUUGUUCUUGAUACC
Messenger RNA from Nycticebus coucang (slow loris), 1591 nucleotides. It is a transcript of the gene PLA2G12A, whose product is annotated as phospholipase A2 group XIIA. Lineage: Eukaryota; Metazoa; Chordata; Mammalia; Primates; Lorisidae. The record is from RefSeq and is a predicted model, not a curated record. Bases 184 to 771 code for a protein of 195 amino acids. Gene Ontology annotation, cellular component: extracellular region. Gene Ontology annotation, molecular function: calcium ion binding; A2-type glycerophospholipase activity. Gene Ontology annotation, biological process: arachidonate secretion; lipid catabolic process; phospholipid metabolic process. The transcript has 5 exons.